AUCAACAGGUGAGCCGAAACCGAUCCGGGAUCUUCAGGGAGUCCGGACCGAACCAGAAACGAGAGGCCUUACACCUGUGUCGCGGGACUGGACGAGUUUCUCAGAUUACAGCCGGACUGGAUGACCUCACGUCGUUUGGACUACUGCGUCGCCCGUCCUGGACUCUGGUCCCCGAUGUCCCACUUCCUGUUGAUUAUGUUACCACGUCACCUGCGUCGCUUGGAUUAGUUCGAGUCCGCGGUUCGUUCUCGGGUCAACCAUGAUGAGCUCGGAAGCUCUGCGGCCCGCCAGCAGCAGGAAGCCACUGGGGAAGCUGGCGAGCCGGCUGGAGGAGCUGAAGAACCCAUGGAGGCAGGUGUCGUCGCUGGAGCUCAGCCACAAUGAGGCGGCCCGGCUCGCCACCGACGCGCUGCUGGAGUCCGGGGAGAAAGAGUACCGCAAAGUUCUGGCCGAGGAGCGCGAGCUCAACUUCCUGUCCCCGCUGGAGAUCCGGUACAUCACCCAACAUGCCGCCCGGACCUGCGACUCCGACGUCAACGGAACCGGUGAACGGGACUACGGGGACGGAGACGCGGUGUCCGAACUCACCUCGGGAACUUACUUCCCGCUCAUGUCGGACGAGGAGCCGCCGAUGCUGGAGCUCGGCUGGCCGGACUCCCCGGCCCGGUAUGGGCCGUCCGAGACCCAGAUCUACUUCCAGAGGGACAAGAGCCACAACGUCAAAGACCUGAUCCGAUCCCUGAUCAACAAAGCCAAGAAGGUGAUCGCUGUGGUGAUGGACGUCUUCACAGACGUGGACCUGCUGUGCGACCUGAUGGAGGCCUCCAACAAGCGGAAGGUUCCUGUCUACAUUCUGCUUGAUGAGAAGAGCCUGGAGUGCUUCGUGGACAUGUGCGCCACCCUGGACAUCCAGAACUCUCACAUGAGCAACAUGCGUGUGCGAAGCGUCUCUGGCGACACCUACUGCACGAAAAGUGGUAAGAAGUUCAGCGGUCAGGUUCUGGAGAAGUUCAUGAUCAUCGACUGUGAGGAGGUGAUCGCCGGGUCCUACAGCUUCACCUGGCUGUCUGCGCAGGUGCACAGCAACAUGGUGAUGCACUUCUCUGGACGAAUCAGCGACAGUUUUGAUCGCGAGUUCCGGUGUUUGUACGCUGACUCGCAGAUCAUCCCGGAGUUUCACCAGGAGGAUGAGGACGUCAUGCCCUACUACCCCCCAUACCAGACCCCGAUGUUGGGACCCCUCAUGGGUCUGGACCUGAUGCAGGACAGCCGCCACCGGGUGUCGUCUGAGAACUCCAGUAGUCAGUCUAGCGGCAGUGUGUCCAGUGUGAAGGCAGCACCCGGGAUGAGCUCUAACGCCUAUAAGGUCAACCAAAGCCAUGACAAGAAAGAGUCCAACACCAGUUCCCACCAGAUGCAGGACCGGAGGGCAGGAGAGCGGGUGGGUCAGAGUUCGUCACCCCAGAGCCACAAGCCCUGGGUCAAUGGUGGAGUUGGUAUCAGUUCGGACCGCUCUGCGCCGCCUCCUUAUGGUCAGCAGUUGGUUUCGGACCACAACAGGACCACUCCCGGGGAGGUCUUGAGGCCUAGCCUGGGCGGCACCACAUCCAAGUUCCACGCUCUUGGUUUGUACGACCAGAAGCCCAACAUGUUCCAUGGCUCUGGACUGGUGGGCUCCAACUCCCGAACACAGACUCCUCCCCUUGACAGCAAGCUCUCAGCGAAACACCGCUCUCCCUCCAACCCGUUGCUGAACAAAAUCUCUGACUUCUUCCUGCCUCCCUCCAACAAGGACAAUCACCGACGGCCCCCGUCCCCUAUGGGGACAGCGGCUUGGGGGGGACCAGGCUUGUCCCAGGAGGAGCCUGAGAGCCAGCAGGCACCACCGCCACCUAUGUCCCCCACGACACUGAUGACCCGGCAGGACCAGAAGCGGAUGACGCUUGGACACAGCAAGCUGGACCUAGUGAACCAGUACAACAACAAGAAGUACAAGCAGGUCUACAGUCGCUUUGAACUCAAGAGCUCCAACUGAUAGCUGUGGGGUUCCUCAGCCAGGUUGCACAAGGGCCUCAUGUCAACCUCCUGAAUCUCAACGAGAGACUUUUGCUUUUUUACUUUCCGUGUGUCGUGCAGGACGCACGUGGAACUGGGAGUGCGGCACGACUCUUCUGCACUGAUUUGUACAAGCGCUGCACCUUCUUGUGACCAUGAACUUUUGUUGCCACAGUCGUGGGGUGGUCUGGUGGACCACAAAAAAAGCUAACAUAACUUUUCACCAUUGUGAAGCAUUCAGUUUAAAUCAGAACUGAAGUGCUCUGUGGAGUCCUCUCCCAGCUGACCAAAAGAACUCUCAACCGCCUGAAAUGGUUAUGCUACUGAUCUACUUACGAGUCACAGGGGUGCACAGUAGUUCACUAAGCAGAUAGUCUCCCUUUAGGGGGCAAACCUGGACCUUUUCUUGGUAGAUUUUUGAAAGCCCAGCGAUGCCGUGCUGGUUUCUUCCCACUGGUUCACAUUCACGACUUAAGUAAAGACUCCAUCUGGGACAUCAAGGCCAUAUCAGCACUGGCUGAGGAGACAAAGUUGUUGGCCAACCAGUGAGAAGAUGAGACUCCAGACUUGAGAUCACGGGUGAGGAGAACGCCUGACAAUCAGCUUGAGUCCUGUAGCUCCCUCACUCUAGAACAUGGGUCACAAACAAAUCCACAAAAGGCAUAGGUUUCUGUUCCAUCCAGUGAAGAGCAUGCUGCUUCACCAAUCAGGUGUCUGAGGGCUGUAAUCUGUUGAUUGUCACUCUGGUGCUGUUUGUUAGGUGGUAACAAAAACCCAGAACCUGCUGCUGGCCUUUUGUAGAUCACUGUGAGACCCUGCUCUAAAACGAAGGCAUCUCAAGACCCAGAGGAAUCCUCCUACUUGCAUGAAGCUGGCAGAACUGUGAAGAGCUCUGACAAAACCUCUCAAUUACACGUGACCACACACACGCCUCCUUGCAGCGCCCCUCACGCAAAAGCUAGACUGCGUCUUUGUUUACUCUCCUUCGGACAAUGAGUUUGUUCAGUUUGUUUACUUCUUGUCUGUAAACACAUGUUGGGAGAUGUGCGGACAAGUUUGUUUACCAUGUGUUUACAAAAGUUGUGUUCUCACAUCAGGUCCCCCCCCACCUGCCAGCGCCACACGCUGGCGUGCAGAGGCAAGUGGGCCGGCGAUGGUUGUAUUUCGGUGUAAAAAAGAUUUGGGGUGUUUAUUUUAUAACUUUCUAAUGUUUUUUUUAUUCUGAAUUAAAUUUUCUCAGAUUUGGCCAAUGUCA
Molecule: messenger RNA, 3310 nt
Organism: Synchiropus splendidus (mandarinfish)
Lineage: Eukaryota; Metazoa; Chordata; Actinopteri; Syngnathiformes; Callionymidae
Gene: sack1c
Product: family with sequence similarity 83 member C
Exons: 5
Coding region: 260-2035 (591 amino acids)
Source: RefSeq, a predicted model, not a curated record